This is a messenger RNA of Priapulus caudatus, 4419 nucleotides long. RefSeq names its product monocarboxylate transporter 4-like. The record is from RefSeq and is a predicted model, not a curated record. The transcript is spliced from 9 exons. Bases 891 to 2309 code for a protein of 472 amino acids. Gene Ontology annotation, molecular function: monocarboxylic acid transmembrane transporter activity. Gene Ontology annotation, biological process: monocarboxylic acid transport; transmembrane transport. NCBI's taxonomy places the organism in Eukaryota, Metazoa, Priapulida, Priapulimorpha, Priapulimorphida, Priapulidae.
UGCACCAAAUAUAGCAAAAAAAAUUUUAAAAUGCCCGGGGGGCAUGCCCCCGGACCCCCCUAGCUGUGACUAGAACUAUGGAAACUGGUGACCCAAACCUUCUGGAUCUGCCCCUGACUGCAGGUGUGUAGUAGUACGUGAUAUCUUAAAAAUGUGUUUUUAUUCACUCGUGAGAAUAGUAUGUACAUUGUUUGUAUUGUAUCAGGGGUGAAUAAUGACAAUUUUUCAUUAUUCACCCCUGAUUUCAUGUAUAUCAAGAGUACAUAAUAUAGAUUAUAUACAUAAUGUAUGUAUUGAUGUAUACAUUGCUCUCAGAUUCUCCAAAGCAGCCCUCGUAAUAUGAAUAUUGGCCGGUAGGUGGCGCUGGUAUCAGUUUGUAAUGCUCAGUGUUGACUGUACCACAGUACAAUUCUUUAUAUUGUAAUAUUAUUAUUUUCUUAUAUGCGAGCUAGUUGGCUGCCAUCUAUACGAGGUUAUGUGUACUUGGGCCUCGUGUACUUGCUAUGAUUUGGCGAUGUACUGCUGAGGUUUCGCUACUGCGAAAAUUCAUUUCUAAAUCGUUCUAAAUUAAGAUUCGUGAACUUGAGGAUGUCGGACUCGUUCAGUCUAGGAUAACGUUCAACGUUUAAUAAAUACAUGAAAUUCAAAUAGUUCGGGAGACUUCGGGUCACGCUGCCUUGUAGACUUCCUCUUCCUGGUAAUGGCGUGUGGUAAUUCGGUUGCUUGAAUCUCGCUCUGCCAAAGUCACAGAAUUACUCCAUAAAUAGGAGUUAAGAGUUACAAAUCAGAGGACUAGUAAGAGGGCGUUGACUGAUUGAGGCAUAUAGAGGUGACGCUACUUCUUCAGGAAGUCGCAGUCGGGGUGAUCGUCUCGGGGUAGAUAAAACAAGAUGGCGGACAGCGCGCCAGCGUCAGCCGAGCCGCCGAAGGAGAAGCAGCCGCUUGCUGUAAAUGACGUCCAGCACGACACAACGUCUCCAGAGAAGGUGGCGCUCAAAGCAGGCGAGAGCAUCGUGUCCUACGCUGGUCGCCGUGGCGAUGUUGACGGAGGCUACGCGUGGGCCAUCCUCACUUCUGUCAUCAUACAGUUGUUCUUCAUGUUCUACGUGAUGAACGCAUUCCCGGUGCUGUUCCUUGAACUCCACGACUACUUCGACGCUGGUCGCGGCACAAUCGCGUGGAUCGGAUCCGUGCAGAUGGCCACCGUGUUCAUGAUCGGUCCUUUCAGUAACUUGGCAACACAAAGAUUUGGAGUGAGGUGGUGCAUGAUAGCUUCUGGUAUUGUUGCAACCCUCGGACAAGCCAUCUCCUUUUUUACCACUGACCAUUAUUUCCUAUUCAUAUCAUAUGGAGUUAUGACAGGAAUCGGUCUAGGCGGAUCCCACCUACCGGCACUCUACUCGGUCGGGCUCUACUUCGAGAAGCAUCGCUACGUUGUCACGGCGAUGGCGUUCGCCGGUGGCGCCACCUCUGUGAUGAUCGCCGGGCCGUUGACGAACUUUCUGAACGAGAGCCUCGGCUGGCGCGGCACGUGUCUGAUCAACGCGGGCAUGUGCAUGCAGAUCAUUGUAGCCGGCGCGCUGCAGCGGCCCAUGCGCCUCAACGAUCGCAAGAGCAAGGUGACGCUGCGCGAGAUCUUUGCGAUGCAUCUCUUCAAGGAGCCGAAGAUGUCGCUGUACACGUUGAACACGUUCCUCUGGAGUCAGGGCCUGAUGAUCGUGUUGGUGUUGAGUAUCGACUAUGCGGUGUCGACCGGCGUGCCGCGCACGCAGGCCGCCUGGCUGAUGACAACGAUGGGAAUAUGCACUGUGAUUGUGCGCGUCGUUAUAGCCUUCAUCGGACACGUGCCCCACGCGACCGCGUGGAUUUUCAACAUAGGUUCAAUAGCUCACGGUGCCUGCGGAGUGCUACUGCUAGCAUGUAAUCAUAUCAUAUACUACCACGUCAUCCUAGGAGCUUUCGGCAUUUCUUACGGCAUUAAGAUUGCUGUGCUUGCUAUGCUCACGAUGGAUAUGUUUGGAUUGCACAAUUUCCUAGCAGUCUACUCAAUGCAGAUGUGUGCCAUAGGGUUUGGCAGCAUGAUAGGGAUUCCAUUGGCAGCGUGGGCAUACGAUGUCACUGGGAGCUACGUGGUAGGAUUUGUCAUUUCUGGAAUCCUGGUCAUGGGUGCUGUCGUACUCUUCUUCAUUGUCAUGCAUCUAGAGCAGAAGGAGCAUAAGCAAGGCAGAGACAAGCUGGAAAACAACACAGGCGAAUACAUCACGCCGGUCAUGCAGGAAAUGUUGUCGGAGCAAGUUACGUCCAUCUAAUAGAUGCUUGGUGGAGUUAGUGAUAUCGUCCAACAUUCUACAACGUCUCAAUGUCAAGGCGCAAGGUCAGCAUUGUUACUACCGCGUAGUUCUUUCAAACAAAGGAUUGUUAACACUCAAGCACAGAGUUGCUAGCAAAUGCUGCAGAACGAAUCUUUAGUAAAAGAUUCAAUUAUUGUUUCUCGCCAACUUCGGCCUUUGGAUGAAUCUCUCGAAAGUUUGCUCUGUUAGGACACAAAAUAUGGAUCUGAAAGGCUGAUCUGUAGUCAGUCAACACUACGUGCAACAGUGGUAUAAUAGUCCCUAUUAUCUACUUCUGAUAAUUAUCAACCGCAAUCUCAUAUACCUGCAAAUAAUUAGAGCACCAAAAAUACAGGUUCAUAGAGAAUCUUAGACGAAGUGAAAUGAAAAAUUUAUUAUCUCACUUGAGUAGAAGCAAGUGUAUCUCAACUGUGGUGAAAUGCAGGUGGAUCUCAGAUAGGGAGGAAGCACACAUAUGUAUCUCAAUUGAGAAGAGAGCAGGCGAAUCUCAAAAACAAGAAACGAGUCGUAGGCGCGGUAAAAUCAUGUGAAUCGCAGAGAAUAUUCUAUGACAUAUAACAGGCUAAUUUGAGAUAGAGAGAGAGAGAGAUAGAAAAGGAAGCUCACAAUGAAAAUAAAUCGACGUGUAAUCUCUGAUGAAGGGCAAUCAAUUAUAAAUUUUGGACUAGGGCAAUUCAAACAGAUGUUACUCUCAGUAAAUAUGAAUUUCUCUCGUGUAAAACUUUUAUGUACGUUAUCAAAUGAUGGUACUAGGUGAGGUUAUUAGGUAGGAUUACCAGGUCCCCGGUUACAGAGUGAGGUUACCAAUAUGGGCUACCAACUAGGCAAAGUUACCAGGUAAAGUUACUGGGUGAUGUUACAAGAUAAGGUUACCAACUAGGGAUACCAGGCAAGUUUAUCGGGUGGUGUUACCAGGUUGGGCUAUCAGGUUGGGCGUGUACUACUGGUUAGGGGUCGUUCACAGUUAUCAACAUUUUCACAAGCGUACAAACCGUACGCUGGGGGGGAGGUGGUCAAUGCCAGCCGUACGCUUUCAGCAUUUCCGAAAAAUGUCGAUCCAUUUCCCGCGCCGCGCGCCCCAGCCGGCAUUGCGCGCAUCCUCAUGCCGUGACGCCCCGGCCGGCCCACGCCCCGCACGGGCCGCUGAACGAACGAACCGGGCUAGCUAGCUAGCAGCCGAGUGCAGUGUGAACAACCGGCACAAUGGCGGGCAAUAGUUCUAGCCGCGCUGGUGACCUGGAUCAAUUGUUGAAAUUCCUCCAUCAACGAGGAUGUAUUGUCCACAAGAACCCGAUUAUUAUAUAUAUACCCGAACCUUAUUUAUUAUAAACAGUAUUUAAUAAUUUUGAUCUGUUUCCACUUGUUUGUGCCAGAAAAUUUCAUUCUUUAUAUCAAGAUUUUGUUAUAUCUGUGCUCGUUAUAACAGGGCUUGCAUGUAAUUCUUGUACAUGUAUUUCUAUGAAGAAUAGUGUGAAAAAAAUCAACAUUUUUAGGGGGGGAAGGGGGGGUCUCGAAAAAGUGUACUCUUUGUACACUUGUGGAAAUAUUGAUAAUUGUGAACGACCCCUUACUGGGUAGGUUAUUAGCUGUGAUUACCAUUUGGGGUGACAAUUCAAGACACUCCGAAGAGACGAUUUAAUCAGAAAUGGAUUCAAGGAAUAUAAGAACUAUAUGGAUUGGUUAACUUCUAAUUGUUGUGCACCAGUGAGAUAAAUAGUAAUUAGAAUCAAAAGUUAAUUUUCAUCCAAUUCACUAUGAGCAACCUAACUAAAGGUUUAGUGCUUAUACAUUGAUAUUUAUUCCCUGAUCGAGAAACUAUUUAUCCUUACAAUUUACAUUUAAAUUGCGAUUUCUAGUAACUAUAUUUAUGCUUGUGUUUAUGUUUAUAUCUGCGGAGUUUUUUUGCAUUCCAAGUUGAUUUUGUUUACUAAGACAGUUACUUUCUUCAUAAUAGAAGACUGUGUAACUGUUUAAGUGGCUCAGGUCAGAACUGGUGCUCACAUCUACACCAGACGAUUGUUCACCUCAAAAAAAUAAAAAAUGUAGAUGCCUUUUUAACUUACCAAAA